UGGUGACGCUGCGUGCGACUCAAGGGCAGAGGAAACGAGGAAAGCGAUCACAACAACAUAUGAACACUGCCACAUUUCCAGACCUGUCUGUGUGUCUGUGUCUGUGCUGCUAUAUGCUGUAUAGCUCUGCUGCCAUGUCAGUGCAUGAUGUGAUUCCAGGUUUAUUUAUAAGGAGAUAAAAAAAAAAAAGAAGAAGAAAAAAAAAAAAAAGGGAAGAUGCGCCUGGAGGGGGAACGUCACAUUUCCAGAAGGAGCGACAGCGUGGAGGGACUGUGACCGAGCCGGGGAGAGGAGAGCAGUAUGCGGCACUGUCGGCCCAAAGCGUCCGAUCGUCCCCGGAUCUACGAGCCCUGGCUGGAGGAUGAGAUCUGUUCUCUUCAUUCCCAGAGACUCUGGGUUUUGUGAGAGCAGCACGUUCCAGCAGGAAUGAGUCAGGCCACCCGGACCUCUCACCACCACCACCACGGGAUCAGGACCAGCAGCCUGACGGUGUCCUGAAUCCACAAGGACGCGUCACUUAAAGUUUACGCAAGUGUCAGUGAGAAGAAGAAGCGGAUUUUCGAGUCGGAUGUGAACGCGUGACCUGAGGCAGGCGCGUUGGAUGUGCCCGGGAUGGAUGCGUGUUGCAGCCGCCGAGCAGCCCGCUCCUGAGUCCACUGAGGAAACUCUAAUGCGAAGUGUCUCCUGAUCAUUGAGGGUCUAAGUUUGUGUUCCAGUUGUGAGGAUGCCCCCCCGGGAGGAGGCCGGGACCCUGGGUUACUGGACACCGAGCUGAAUCGGAGACACACCGACGUGCACCUUCAUUUCUUUUUUCUUUCCUUUCCUGUUAUUUUUUUUUUUUUUUUUUUUUGGAGAGGGGGGAUUGCUCCAAAAAUAUUUUUUGCGUGCCCCUUGGACUCCUGCACAAUGGGGAUUAUGCUUCAAGUUAUUCUAGGAAUGUUUCAGUUCCUGCUGCUCACCAGAAUACCCGCGUCCCAUGCCAAGCUUGCUCACUGGCGGCCGGCAGACUCGCCCAAAUCCAGAGAGGGUCGAGAAGUGCGGCGGUGGCUGGAGGUGUAUUCGAGGAGCGGGUGUGAGCCUCGGGACACUCUGGUGGAGGUUUGGCGGGAGUUGCCGGGGGAGACCCACCACCUCUUUGUCCCGUCCUGUGUGUCGGUGAGGCGAUGUGGCGGCUGCUGUGCCGACGAGGCCCUGGAGUGUGUGCCCUCGCUCACGCACACACUCACCAUGGAGCUGAUGAGGACGUCCUUCAUAAAACAUGAGCUCAUCGAGUUGCCCUUUGUCGAGCACAGCCAGUGUGAGUGCAGAUUGAAAGAAGAAUUCCAACCAACACCCACAACAAGGUCACAUCUUAAGCCGACGAGAAAAGACAAGAAAAGGGAGAGAGGAAAAUCCAGACAGAAGACGAGUGGAGACAUCAGAGCUGCGACUGAUCCUCCCCCGACUCUUCCUCCCCCAUCUCCUCAUCCACCUACAACUCCUCCUCCCACCACCCUCUCUUCCACUCCGGCUCCCUCACCGUCGCCCUCACCGACGCCUUGCUGUCGCCCGUGCAAAGGGAGGAAGUGGGCACUGGAUGUGAAGACAUGUCAGUGCCGCUGCACCAUAAAAGCGGAGAGCUGCAGCCGGAAAGGCCGAAGGCUCAACCCUCACCGCUGCAGGUGUGAUGCCAUGAGGACUUGACUUGUCCAUCCACUUUCUUUUCACCUCCUCCUCUCCGCCUCCUCCUGCUGAUUCAUCGUCCACACUCAGCAUCACUGCCAUGGAGCAAACAGACACUUGGACAUCCACUAUCUCAGACUGAAGGAAAUAUUAGCGGAAGCACAUCAGAACUCGUAGUAGCGCCGUAGUAAAGCAACACGUGUAGCAUCAGAGCUUCAAUACACCGUAGAGCUACAUACGUGUGUGUGUGUGUGCAGCCAAACAUCUGACCACCUGCUUGCUUCUGUGGAAACGCUUCCAUCAGUCCACAUGUACAUGUAUCCACAGAUGUGUAAAGUCACUAAACUCAUCCCAUGAGUAGAGGGAUGAAACAGGAACGAUCAUACCGAACGAGAAGCGAGAAGCACAGAGAUGAAGUGGAACGACACGGGCCACAGACUUGUUGACGCUGCAGUAGAAGUUGUGACAUUUUGCUCACAGGGAAACUACACAUGGAGACGUUAAGUCAAGACUAAUGUCAGUGAAGAGGAUUUGAAAAACAGAUUAUUGGUGGACAUAUACACUCAGACAUAGCAGGAGAACACAGGACGUGCACAUGAACUGGCACCCCAGUGUGCGAGGACCUAUAGUGAAGCUGAAUGCAGGGAUGGAGUGUAUCUGUGUGGUCUCCCUCUGAAAGACCCAGAUGGGUUUUCCCUGCAGCCGUCCUCUCUCAUUCAAAGCGUAUGACCACAGGCUGGCUCUCCAAGCUGCUUUCCGGCAUUUGUUUAAUUUGGGCCUUUUGUCUCCAUCUUUUUCUCGGCACCUCGAUUGAAAGCAGCCGCUUUGCCUCCCUUUGCCUCGCUUUUAGGCAGUGAGGAGAAUGACAAUAAUGAGGACCUGGCGGCUGUCCACUGCUUCACACACAAACAUUCACACUUAUAAUACCAGUUACACAGACGACACUGCAAAUGCAGAAACACAUUCUCUUUGUGCUCUAGCAGGCAUACACACACACACACUAACACACACACACACACACACACGCACACACAAUGUGAAAUGAAUGCAGGUAGCCAUAAGCUUUUGUUCAUGCCACACAAAGUGUGCAAAUAAUUAUCUGUUGUUUAUAUUUGCAAUGUAAUGUUAUGUCCUCUUAUUGACUUAUUUUUCAUAUUGUAUUAUACGCCUUUGGUUUAUAUUUUUAUUAUAAUUCUGUAAAGAUGAUUGAAAAGUUAUUCUAUAUUGCAGAAUGUGUCUUUGUUUUGUUUUUGUUCAUCCUUAAUCCACCCUUAUAAAGAGUCGCUCUGGGUGGCCUGCUAUGAACACACUCAGCCUCCAAACCGAUACCCAAAUGUAUUGAAUUUAAACAGAGACGGCUCACACAGGCCACGAAUGGGAGACUAUAUACAUUAUAAUGUGUAUUUCAAACAAUCAGUGGGGCAGCGUUGUCCGCGGCACUCAGAAACCAAGCAAAUAGCCGUUCCCAGUGCUGUGAAAGGAAAACAUGGCUGUUGUUGUUACACGCUCGAGCCCGGGAUGGAAAGAGUAUUAUUCAUUUGGAACAUGACUUGUUUAUAUUCUGACUGAAUCUCUUGGUUUAACUCCAUGAUCGCUCAUGGUUGCUUGGCUGCCGGGUGGGAACUGGGGGUUUGUUGAGCAGCGUGCCAGUCAGCAUGACCAGCUAAAGCCAGAGUGCUGCUGCCAAUGACGAGGACCCACAGUGGCUGGUCAGAGAGUUGAAACCCAUUUUUGAUGCUCAUUCAGAUUAAAUCUUAUUGGCGACGUCUUAGCUCCAUGAGGAGCAGUAGCUGUGAAACUCUGUGAUUCAUGUCCACACUCUCCCCGAGGAUUAAUGUCAUCCUGCUGAUUAAUGACGCGUCACCUGGAAACAGAUUGCGGUCCAGAGUCUGAAUUAUUUGUGUUUCGGUCUUGAAGCUAAAGAACUUUGUUUCAGUAGUUGGUGUGAUAAACUCUGUAUUUAUACUCUCCUGAGAUGAGAUUAUUUUUUGUCACGCUCACGCUCACGUUCAUUGUUCAGUGUUUGUUAUAACUGUCAAUCAAUGCUUCAAUCACUACCUCUAUAUCAUAUCAUAUUAAUGACCAAGUAUUAGAGCAUUGUUGUUGCUGUCUCUGUGUUAUUUCCGACCUCUUCAAAGAUAAAGAUGUUUUUAUUUACAUGCAGCAAUAAGCAGCAGAUUAUAUGUAGUGAUAAUCACUGGUGUGGAGAAACCUACAGGGGGCCUCUUAGUGUGUUUUAGUAAUCUGAAAGGAAACGCUUUUUAAAAGAUGGAGAGAUGAGCUUGUCCUCUGAGUACAGACCAGACACUGUGUGGGACAGCAGAUUGUUUCCCAAAGCAUUUGUAGCCUAAACCUAAUGGUGACCAUUCUGGGCUUUUUAGAGAAGUUUCAUAUUUUGGGAAAUACACUUAAGAGUUAAAUUAGAAGAUUUAAACCUCUUUCAUGCUUUUACAGUAAAAUGAAACAGAGGCUGGCAGUCAGUUAGCUGAGCGUUGCAUAAAGAUUGGACACAGUGGCGAACAGCUAGCAUAGCAAUGAUCAAAUGGAACAAAAUCUGUGUGGCACCGCUAAAACGUAUAUACAUUGAAAUGUGAAAUCUCUUUUAUUGUUAUCUGCAUAAAAUAAGAAAAUGACAAGUUGCAGUUUUGUUCAGAACUAUUUUCCAAGUUUUUAUAUUUGCUAUUUGCAAAAACCACGAAGUCACUGUUCUAAGCCAAGAAAUAGUCCGGCUCAUGACUCCUGUGAAACGGCUUAAUACUGUUUGUACUCAGACCUAACAAUCGAAAUAUAACAAAUGACCUACAGUUUCCAGUCUGCUAAGCUAAGAUAGCAAACUGCCUAUUUAGCUACAUAUUAAUCAUACCCUACAAGAUUUACAAAAAAAUUGUUCUGAACAAUUUUACUUUGUCACCUCACAAUGCAAUAUUUCAACACAUCGAAGAAAGACAAAAAGUGUAUUUCCCAAAGUUCCAAACUCUUCUUGUAAGUUUGUCCAACUCACUUGCAACUUUUUUAUGCUGAUGCAUUUGUUAUUUGUGUAAACGGACACAUUUUCCAACCUUCAUUUUUUAAUAGUAAUAUUGCAUUCUGUAAAAAAGCAAGCAAAUGUUUUUGGGAAACCUUGAACCUCAGUACAGAUGCACUUGUGUUCAAGGUUGCAAAGCACAUGUUAUAUGUAUUAGUCAAUUAGGGGGAACAACAAUAAGGAAAAAAAGAACUUCUCCUGACGGCAGAAACGAAGGGGCAAAUAGACUCAGACUGCAAAGCUCCAUUCAUGCAGACAUGCCUUAUAUGUUGAAGACAUUCCGCCAAAAGAGAAAAGUUCUUAUUCUGCAGCACAACUCUUUCAGAUAAACAGCCUGGACACAUAAGCAUCCUACUCAAAUGUCCUGAUCGUGUGUGUGAGUAUUAAACAUCCGUGUGCUUUGUAUCCGCACAGUCUACAUUGUACUGUCAAGGUAGCCCUGUUCUCGCCUCCAGUGUCUUAGUAGCCUAGAGACCCCUUACUAACCAUGUAACAAUUUAUAAUCUCUAAUACUCAGCCAUGACUUUGUGUGUGACGUACAGCAUAUGUUAGAAAUGUAUUUGUAUCUUUAUUCCAGCUGCAAUGAAUCCCUUCUCUGCAAACACAUUGUACUACUGUAGCCUACAUGUAUAAAGAAAAAAUGACACUCUUUUUUUGCUGCUACACCAUUUGUGCCCUUUUAUUAUGUCUUUGUAGGAAACAAUGCAGUUUCUUGUCGUAUUAGUAUAAUUGCCAAUUAAUCAAUUCAAUGUCCACAUGAACGUGUAUACUGCAUCGUCAACUAUAUUGAAAAUGAUACCAGGAUACAACCGUGAUGUUACAGAUGUUAUUAAAGGAAAUGUCUUAUUUUUCAUAUAAA
Molecule: messenger RNA, 5546 nt
Organism: Limanda limanda (common dab)
Lineage: Eukaryota; Metazoa; Chordata; Actinopteri; Pleuronectiformes; Pleuronectidae
Gene: vegfba
Product: vascular endothelial growth factor Ba
Exons: 8
Coding region: 907-1683 (258 amino acids)
Biological process (GO): vascular endothelial growth factor signaling pathway; induction of positive chemotaxis; positive regulation of endothelial cell proliferation
Cellular component (GO): membrane
Molecular function (GO): chemoattractant activity; heparin binding; vascular endothelial growth factor receptor binding
Source: RefSeq, a predicted model, not a curated record